AUGGACCCUUAUACAACAUACUUAAUACAAAAGAGCUCGCCAGAACCUCUGCCGCUGAACCUGACUCCAGGUCUAGACUACAUCUACUAUGAAGCGGCGAACGGAUCCAUGAAGUUGCACCACACCCCUGCCGCCUGGAGCGAAGCUCGACUGAAGUGCUUUGAUGAAGGUGCGGAGCUGGCUUCCCCAGAGAACCACGCCUUAUUGGCGACCAUGAGCAGAGUACUGCUGACGAGCAGGCAGCCACUGCUACACGUGUUCACAGGCAUAAACGACUUGUAUUCCAAAGGCUUCUUCACUUCUCUGAAAGGCAUCCCGUUGAAAAAGAUGGCAGCGACCUGGUCACCACGGGAGCCAGACAACGUGAACCACUUCGGCAACUGUCUGAUCAUGCAGCGCAGCGGCCCGCUCCUGGACAGCAAGUGCGAUGACGUGUACCCUUACAUCUGCUACAAGAGACAGCCCCCCAGCCAGCUGAGUCUCUGCGGGACUAAGGAUACAGAAUACGCCUACGACAAAGUCACUAAGACCUGUCAUAAGAUCCACCCCCAAUUCGUAUCCUGGCAAGUGGCGUACGCCACGUGCGCCACCGAGGGCGGGCACCUGGCGGUCGUGAACAGCGAGUACGAGGCCAAGACCCUGGCCCGGCUGAUCAAGUCCGAUUGGAUCUGGGCUCACAUCGGAUUCAGUUACUGGAGGAAGGACUUGUGGGUGACAGUUCACGGUGAAACGCUGGCUGAGGCCGGCUACGAAGUUUGGGCCCCUGGCGAACCCAACGACUGGAACGAGGAGCGCUGCGGGAGCCUCGCCGCCGACGUCAGCACGCUAGUGGACAUCGACUGUCUGGACCACGCGCGGCCGUUCAUUUGUGAAAUAUCCAACUCUAUGUAA
Molecule: messenger RNA, 891 nt
Organism: Cydia fagiglandana
Lineage: Eukaryota; Metazoa; Arthropoda; Insecta; Lepidoptera; Tortricidae
Product: macrophage mannose receptor 1-like
Exons: 6
Coding region: 1-891 (296 amino acids)
Source: RefSeq, a predicted model, not a curated record